Lachancea thermotolerans CBS 6340 is the source of this 1107-nucleotide messenger RNA. RefSeq names its product 4-hydroxybenzoate octaprenyltransferase (gene COQ2). Gene Ontology annotation, molecular function: 4-hydroxybenzoate polyprenyltransferase activity. Gene Ontology annotation, biological process: ubiquinone biosynthetic process. The coding region runs from base 1 to 1107 and encodes 368 amino acids. The transcript has a single exon. The record is from RefSeq and is a predicted model, not a curated record. Gene Ontology annotation, cellular component: mitochondrial inner membrane. NCBI's taxonomy places the organism in Eukaryota, Fungi, Ascomycota, Saccharomycetes, Saccharomycetales, Saccharomycetaceae.
AUGAUCACUGCAAGAGGAGUGACACUUGGUGUCUACAGGGGAUGGAGAACUCAAUUGAUAGCACAAGCUAAAAGUGCGGGCAGAAAUGGUGUUUUCUUUGUUAGAUACAGCUCGCAGCUGAGAAAGGAGGUGAGAAAACCAGUGUUCACGCCAGAAGAGCUGGAGAAGGCACGCGAGACCCGUCUUAGAGGUUUGGAGCCAUACGUCUCAAAACUACCAGCAAAAUGGAUUCCUUACGCAGAGCUUAUGCGGCUUGAAAAACCGGUUGGUACAUGGCUUCUGUAUAUUCCAUGCACAUGGGCGAUCAGCAUGGCCGCCAUGGAAACAAUGGCGCCAAUUUCGUCGGCCAUGUGGAUGCUAUCGCUAUUUGGAGUUGGUUCAUUAGUUAUGAGAGGCGCGGGCUGCACCAUCAACGACCUCUUGGACCGUAACUUGGACGAUAAGGUAAUCCGGUCCGUAGAGCGGCCUAUUGCGUCCGGGCGAGUAAGUCCUAAGCAAGCUGUUGCAUUCUUAGGUGCACAAACCGCUGGAGGAAUGGGCAUCCUGACGCAAUUGCCCGCAGAGUGCUGGUGGUUGGGGCUGGCUUCACUUCCUUUGGUCUUCACGUAUCCGCUGUUCAAGAGGUUCACUUACUACCCGCAAGCUGCACUGAGCGCGUGUUUCACCUGGGGCGCACUUCUCGGGUUUCCGGCGAUGGGCGUGAUGGACUGGCCCACGAUGAUCCCUCUGUACACCAGCAGCUUCCUGUGGUGUAUGACCUACGACACUAUUUAUGCGCACCAGGACAAAAGUUUCGACGUCAAGGCUGGGAUCAAGUCUACAGCGCUUGCGUGGGGACCCAAGACGCGGAAGAUCUGCACAGCCAUGUCUGUCGCGCAGAUGGGGCUCUUAGGACUCGCGGGCCUGAACAGCGGGCUGUUAUUGGGUCCGGGGUUUUUGGGAGGUUUGGCAAUCUUCGGCUACCGCGUGUUUUCGAUGGUGCGUAAUGUGGACUUGGACAACCCAGCGGACUGCUGGAAGCACUUUACAAGUAACAUCCGCAGUGGACUGUACUUCAGCGCCGCACUGCUGCUGGACUAUUUUUUGAGAAUACUCGGUUUCCUAUGA